CUUGGACGCCGUUCCUGCGCAUGGAGUCGCCAUUUUGGUCCUAGAGAAGCCGCUUGGAGAGCCGGCGCUUUCUUCCUUCGGCAGCCGAGGCUGCGGCGGGGCCGGGGCUGGGGUCGGGGCCAGGAGGAAUAUUGUUGUCAGAGAAUAACAGGAGGUUGUCCAUAAUUGACUUUAAGCAGCAAAACAGUAAAACUCUGAGCGCUUCAGCUCCGCCUUUCUUGCUCUGAGAAUUGGAAAACCAAGAAGGUUUUGAUGUUUUGUGUGACGCCACCUGAAUUGGAAACCAAGAUGAACAUAACCAAAGGAGGUCUGGUGUUGUUUUCAGCAAAUUCUAAUUCCUCGUGUAUGGAGCUCUCAAAGAAGAUCGCCGAGCGACUGGGGGUGGAGAUGGGCAAAGUGCAGGUUUACCAGGAGCCUAACAGAGAAACAAGAGUACAGAUUCAAGAAUCUGUGAGGGGCAAGGAUGUUUUCAUCAUCCAGACUGUCUCAAAGGACGUGAACACCACCAUCAUGGAGCUCCUGAUCAUGGUGUACGCCUGUAAGACCUCUUGUGCCAAAAGCAUUAUCGGCGUGAUUCCCUACUUCCCCUACAGCAAACAGUGCAAGAUGAGAAAAAGAGGCUCCAUCGUUUCUAAAUUGCUGGCUUCGAUGAUGUGCAAAGCUGGUCUCACUCAUCUCAUUACUAUGGAUUUACACCAGAAGGAAAUUCAGGGCUUCUUCAAUAUUCCUGUUGAUAAUUUAAGAGCUUCUCCCUUCUUACUGCAGUAUAUUCAAGAAGAGAUCCCGGAUUACAGGAAUGCGGUGAUCGUGGCCAAAUCUCCAGCCUCGGCCAAGAGGGCGCAGUCUUUCGCGGAGCGCCUGCGACUGGGCAUCGCGGUGAUUCACGGAGAAGCGCAGGACGCCGAGUCUGACCUGGUGGAUGGACGACACUCCCCGCCCAUGGUCAGGAGCGUGGCUGCCAUCCACCCCAGCCUGGAGAUCCCCAUGCUGAUUCCUAAGGAAAAGCCCCCAAUCACAGUUGUUGGCGAUGUUGGAGGAAGGAUUGCCAUCAUUGUGGAUGACAUCAUCGAUGAUGUGGACAGCUUCCUCGCCGCGGCAGAGACCCUGAAGGAAAGGGGCGCAUAUAAGAUCUUUGUGAUGGCGACUCAUGGCUUGUUGUCAUCAGAUGCUCCCCGGCUGAUUGAAGAGUCUGCCAUCGACGAGGUGGUGGUCACCAAUACAAUUCCACAUGAAAUCCAGAAGCUCCAGUGCCCCAAAAUUAAAACCGUGGACAUCAGCAUGAUCCUCUCAGAAGCCAUCCGUCGGAUUCACAAUGGGGAGUCCAUGUCCUACCUUUUCAGAAACAUAGGUUUAGAUGACUGAACAGCUUUCCUUUCUUAAAACUCCAGAGGGCCAAACUGGAAACAGACAGUACUGUGAGAGGUCAUGCCUGAUGCAGUGUACUACCCAGAGGCCGUCUGUGCUUUGUUCCUUCCUUUUUGUUGAUUCCUACAAAGAUAGACCAACUUUUUAUGUCGGUUUAGGUGUUUGUGAGUUUUUUGGGCAGUUUUUAUAAAAGAAAAACUAUAUUCUCCUCCUAAAUGAAUUAACAACCUGGUUGUUUAUAGCUGAACUAUUUCAACAAUAACCUGGAGUAAGAUUUUUAAGCCCACAGACAGCUUUUCCCAAAGUUGCUGGAGCCCAAGUGCUUAAAAAAGUUCAUGAAAUCAAGUGAUCUGUAUACUGUGUCAUAGCUGCCACUGAGAAGCCAAAAAGAUGAUCCCAUCGAAUCCCAGCAAGUGACAUUUUUAGAAAUGCUUUUAUAGACACGCAUAGGCAAACGACUAUUACCUGACCGUUAUUUAUUUUCUGCAACAAAAGAAGUAAUACGAAACUUACAUUGUGUGUGGUUUUUUUUAAAACUUUGUGUCCAGGCCGUUGUUUUAUAACUAAAAUAAAAUGAACGCUGAAUACA
Molecule: messenger RNA, 1954 nt
Organism: Neogale vison (American mink)
Lineage: Eukaryota; Metazoa; Chordata; Mammalia; Carnivora; Mustelidae
Gene: PRPSAP2
Product: phosphoribosyl pyrophosphate synthetase associated protein 2
Exons: 12
Coding region: 253-1362 (369 amino acids)
Biological process (GO): 5-phosphoribose 1-diphosphate biosynthetic process; purine nucleotide biosynthetic process
Cellular component (GO): cytoplasm; ribose phosphate diphosphokinase complex
Molecular function (GO): magnesium ion binding; ribose phosphate diphosphokinase activity
Source: RefSeq, a predicted model, not a curated record